This is a messenger RNA of Zea mays, 2451 nucleotides long. RefSeq names its product Microtubule-associated protein 70-1. The transcript has 11 exons. Gene Ontology annotation, biological process: cytoskeleton organization. Lineage: Eukaryota; Viridiplantae; Streptophyta; Magnoliopsida; Poales; Poaceae. The coding region runs from base 220 to 2040 and encodes 606 amino acids. Gene Ontology annotation, molecular function: microtubule binding. The record is from RefSeq and is marked provisional.
GCUAGACCAACACGCACUCUCGCACACAGCCGCGGGCACAGUGACGCAGGCGGAGGAGCGGCGCCGGAGCUAGGGUUUCCCUGAUCCGGUGGGGCCGGGGAGGGGGUGGAAUAUCUUGCUCGAUUUCGGCGCUGGAGGCGCAGUGCCGGUGUCCCCGAAGCCGGCGGGCGCGAGGCGGGUUGGGGAGCUGGGGUACGGCGCCGGGGGCUCAGAUCUGGUAUGACCGACGGCGGCGAAGACGGGAAUGUGGCGUUGCCCAGGGGCCCCGCGCGCCGGAGGGGCCCCGUGCGGGCCAGCUUCGACGCCGACGAGUUCAUCGCGCUGAUGCACGGGUCGGAUCCCGUCAGGGUCGAGCUCACGCGCCUCGAGAACGAGCUCAGGGACAAGGAGAGGGAGCUUGGGGAGGCGCAGACGGAGAUACGCGCGCUGCGCCUAUCGGAGAGGGCGCGGGAGAAGGCCGUCGAGGAGCUUACAGAUGAAUUGGAGAAGAUGGCUGAGAAACUCAAGCUGACAGAAUCUCUCCUCGAAAGCAAAAAUCUUGAAGUUAAAAAGAUAAAUGAUGAGAAAAAAGCUGCAUUGGCUGCCCAGUUUGCAGCAGAAGCAACUUUGCGAAGAGUACAUGCAGCCCAGAAAGAUGAUGACAUGCCACCAAUUGAAGCCAUUCUUGCACCGCUUGAAGCUGAGCUAAAGCUUUCUCGCCAAGAGAAUGCAAAGCUCCAGGAUGAUAACAGAGCUUUGGAUCGUCUAACAAAACAAAAGGAGGCAGCUCUACUAGAAGCGGAGAGGACCGUGCAAAUUGCCAUGGCAAAAGCUGCUAUGGUUGAUGAUUUGCAAAACAAGAACCAAGAGUUGAUCAAACAAAUUGAGAUCUGCCAUGAAGAAAAUAAAAUCUUAGACAAGCUGCAUCGCCAAAAGAUUGCAGAAGUUGAAAAGCUGAGCCAAACUGUGAGAGAGUUGGAAGAGGCUGUUCUUCAAGGUGGUGCAACGGCUAAUGUUGUCCGUGAUUACCAGCGCAGAUUUCAAGAAAUAAAUGAAGAAAAGAGAACACUUGACCGUGAACUUGCACGUGCAAAAGUUACAGCAAACAGAGUUGCUUCUGUUGUUGCUAAUGAGUGGAAAGAUUCUAAUGACAAGGUGAUGCCAGUUAAACAGUGGCUUGAAGAGCGUAGGUUCUUCCAGGGGGAGAUGCAACAACUUCGUGACAAGCUUGCCAUUACAGAACGUACAGCACGAUCUGAAGCUCAACUGAAGGAAAAAUAUCAGUUACGUCUAAAAGUACUAGAAGAUGGACUAAGAGGGCCACCAAGUGGCUCUAUUCGUCCACCUACUGAAGGAAAGAGCUUUAGCAAUGUCCCUUCCCGCCGGUUGUCACUCGGUGGAGCUGAUAAUAUAUCAAGAUUGUCUCCUAAUGGGUUAUUGUCAAGGCGAUCUCCUUCUUUUAAUUCAAGAUCAUCUCUUACGUCAAACAGCAGCUUGGUCCUGAAGCAUGCUAAAGGCACUUCAAAGUCAUUUGAUGGCGGAACUAGGUCACUAGAUAGGAGAAAGGUACAUGGAAAUGGAGCUCAUUUACUCAACAGAUCUACAGAUGCUGUUAGAGAUAAAGAGACUAAUGAUAGUUGGAAGGGCGAUAUGGAUGAGAAAACUAAUGAGAGUGCAGACAGCAACACAGAUGGGAAAAGUAAUGAAACCAUGAAUAAUAAUUCAGCUGAGACAGUUUCUGGUUUCCUAUAUGAUAUGCUGCAAAAAGAGGUAAUUUCUUUGAGAAAGACAUGCCAUGAGAAGGAUCAGAUUCUAAAAGAUAAAGAUGAUGCUAUUGAGAUGUUAGCAAAGAAAGUAGACACCUUAACUAAAGCAAUGGAAGUGGAAGCUAAAAAGGUCAGACGGGAGGUUGCAUCCAUGGAGAAAGAAGUUGCAGCAAUGCGUGCCAGUAAAGAACAAGAAAUCAGAGCCAAGCGGCUUGGUACGAAAGGCUCUGGUAGUUCACAACUGCUUCCUGGAAGAAACGCACCACGAAGUGGGUCCAUGCGCAACUUCCAAUGAUGGCAGCACUAACACCAAGCAGCAUUCUUGGAUAGGUCCUCUGUUCCACCAUUUGUUCUGUUCCUAUCCUAUUAAUUUUGUGGCUAAAAUCGUAGCACAGUGAGAUGACCCAACAAUACCUAGAUCUGGGUAAGAGUAGGCUCGGAUCUGAUGAGACCAUUGUGGGAGUGAAGCUGAGCCUGUUGUCUAACCUUGUGGCGCGCCCUCUUGUUUAUUUUAGUCCAGGCAGUGCACCUGAUGCUUGUAUAGGCCAGGGAUCACCGCAUGGCCAAUCUGUAAUGUAUAGCCUGAGUGCUCAGUUACAUAGACACCCGUUGCCCAGGUUGUGAAUACUGUUUCCUCGCACAUGCUUCUUUGCGCUGCUCUAUUUGCCCUGUGUUUGGGUUGGAAUUUUUAACAUGGCUUCUAGCC